Messenger RNA from Pyrgilauda ruficollis (rufous-necked snowfinch), 1341 nucleotides. RefSeq names its product inner mitochondrial membrane peptidase subunit 1 (gene IMMP1L). The record is from RefSeq and is a predicted model, not a curated record. Gene Ontology annotation, cellular component: mitochondrial inner membrane peptidase complex; membrane. The transcript is spliced from 6 exons. NCBI's taxonomy places the organism in Eukaryota, Metazoa, Chordata, Aves, Passeriformes, Passeridae. Bases 165 to 770 code for a protein of 201 amino acids. Gene Ontology annotation, molecular function: serine-type endopeptidase activity.
UCAGCUGUCUGGAUUUCGCUGUUCAGCAAAGAGGAGUGAAUGGAGCUGCGGAGGAGGACAAGCUUUGGAAUGCAUCUGGCCAUUAAAACAGCGUUUUAUUCAGGGUUGUGCAAGUGUUAGGAGCUGCUUCCCAAAGAGCCAGCUGGGCACCAUCCCACUGUAGGAUGCUUCGCAAUGCCCUAGGAAAAACCUUCCGAUUUCUGGGGUACACGGUGCAAUAUGGCUGCAUAGCACACUGUGCCUUUGAGUACCUUGGAGGAAUUGUUGUGUGUUCUGGACCUUCCAUGGAACCAACCAUUCAGAACUCUGAUGUUGUCUUUUCAGAGAACCUCAGCCGCCACUUUUACUGCAUUCGAAAAGGAGAUAUUGUAAUUGUGAAAAGCCCAAAUGACCCCAAAUCAAAUAUCUGUAAAAGAGUAAUUGGCUUGGAAGGGGAUAAAGUCUGCACAAGCAACCCUUCAGAUUUCCUUAAGAGUCACAGCUAUGUGCCUAAAGGACACGUGUGGUUAGAAGGUGAUAAUCUCAGGAAUUCUACAGAUUCCAGGUGCUACGGACCUGUUCCUUAUGGGCUGAUAAGAGGACGCAUUUGUCUUAAGACCAUCCUACGUGUAAUGAAUGACUGUGCAGAGCCAAGUACUCCUGGGAGCAUUGAGUACAUGAACAGCUCUACAGGUAAUUUCUGGAGAGAUUUGUUUAUUGGUCAGCAUCACUCUCUGACACCUGUACUUGGUGAUGAGUUGUGCUCUUUUGGAAAUAACUGUCCCUUCUGAGAGGAGCCUCAUCCAGAGCCUGGGUGGUGGCAGGCACUCCACCCCUUCAUUCCUGUUUGUUUAAGUUUGUUUAAGUUUGCCUGUAGCCAACAGAUCUUUUUUUCCAAGGUUUGGUAUUUCCAGUUCAAAGGCACAUCUUGAAAAUACAAAUAAAAUAAAAAUACACCUCACCAUGGCGAGGUACAUGUGAGUGAUACUUUUUUCUCCUAGAUGGACCAAAAAACACUUACCUUGUCUUUAAAGUCAUUAAGAGUUUUACAAGCUAGAAAACACCGAAUUGGAAAGACACUCUUUAGGAACAUAUUUAUUUCCAAGGGUGAAAAAAGCAAUUGAAUUCAUGAGGCUCUCCAUAGCAAAGCAUAUCUCCUGUAUAAAUUGCAAAAUUCACACUAUGGAAUGAUUCCCUGUAAUACACAGGAUUUAUUAAUCCUAGUAAGAGAAGCACUUCAGUGAGCAAAGUUCUUUACCACAGAGAGAAAAAAUUAUAAAGAAAAUUAAGAGGAAAAAAAGUUAUUACAUUAUGAAACAAUUCCAGUAACAAAUGAAAACACUGAACUUUGGAUUAUGAUUA